Molecule: messenger RNA, 650 nt
Organism: Clupea harengus (Atlantic herring)
Lineage: Eukaryota; Metazoa; Chordata; Actinopteri; Clupeiformes; Clupeidae
Product: apoptosis-stimulating of p53 protein 2-like
Exons: 6
Biological process (GO): regulation of apoptotic process
Cellular component (GO): nucleus
Molecular function (GO): p53 binding
Source: RefSeq, a predicted model, not a curated record
AUGGAGGCCUUUCGGUACACAGCCCUUGAACUUUUGCCGUUCUCCUCCACCAUUGCCACUCUCUACCUCUGCUAUUUGGCUCCAAUCCUGCAGAGCUCUGGGGCAGCUUGCACCUUGGUGCAGAGGAUCAUCUAUGAGGUGGAUGACCCCAGCCUGCCCAAUGAUGAGGGAAUCAUUGCCCUCCACAACUCUGUGUGUGCAGGCCACACUGAAAUUGUCAAGUUCCUGGUGCAGUUUGGAGUCAACGUUAACACGGCCAACAGUGAUGGCUGGACCCCUCUGCACUGUGCUGCCUCCUGUAAUAAUGUGCAGGUGUGUAAGUUCCUGGUUGAGUCCGGGGCGGCCGUGUUUUCCGUCACCCACAGCGACAUGCAGAAGGCUGCCGACAAGUGUGAGGAGAUGGAGGAGGGAUACGCCCAGUGCUCACAGUUCCUCUACGGUGUUCAGCAGAAGCUGGGCAUCAUGAACAGAGGGGUGGUGUAUGGCCUGUGGGACUAUGAGGCAGAGGCUGAGGACGAGCUGUCCUUCAGGGAGGGGGACUGCAUGACCAUCCUGCGCUGUGAGGACAAGGAGGGCUACAUCCCCCGAAACCUGCUGGGGCUGUACCUGAGGAUCAAACCCAGACAGAGAAGCCUGCUUAAGAAUAUUAU